This is a messenger RNA of Cornus florida, 777 nucleotides long. Its product is annotated as zinc finger BED domain-containing protein RICESLEEPER 2-like. Gene Ontology annotation, molecular function: DNA binding. Bases 1 to 777 code for a protein of 258 amino acids. The transcript is spliced from 3 exons. NCBI's taxonomy places the organism in Eukaryota, Viridiplantae, Streptophyta, Magnoliopsida, Cornales, Cornaceae. The record is from RefSeq and is a predicted model, not a curated record.
AUGAGGUGUUCUGCUCACAUAUUGAAUCUUAUUGUGAAUGAUGAGUUAAAUAACAUUAAGGAUUCAAUAACUCGUAUUCGUGAGGCUGUGAGGUGGAGCUCCACAUUUUUAAUGUUAGAAGCAGCAUUAGAAGUUCAAAAGGCAUUUGAGAGGUUUGAGGAGGAAGAUCCACAUUACAAGUUGGAACUUAGUAAUGAACCUCCAUCGAAGAGUGAUUGGGAUGAUGCUCGACUUUUGGCCAAAUUCUUGCAAAAAAUUUAUGAUACAGCUUUACGCUUGUCUGGAUGUUUAUAUGUCACUUCAAAUUCAUAUUUUCAAGAAGUAAUUGGAAUUGAAAGUCUUUUAUCCAAGUGGGCAAAAAGUUCGGAUACUUGUUUAAGUUCCAUGGCCUUUAGAAUGCAGAGCAAAUUUGACAAGUAUUGUUGGAGCAUUGAAAAAAUGGACAUAAUGUUGUUGGUUGCUCUUGUGUUGGAUCCUCGUUUCAAAAUGAAGUAUGUGAAGUUUUGCUCUGGUAAACUUUAUCCUCCUCACAAGGUAGAUGAGCUAACACAUAGGGUAAAAGAGGCUUUGAGUCGUGUUUUUGCUGAGUACCAAUUGUAUGACUCGCUUAAUUCAUCUUUGGCCACCUUGACUCGAAAUUCAAAUGGAAUGGCGGUUGAUCAGCCACUUGGAGAAGCACGUGAGCAAGAACACUUUCUUGAUUCUAUGUUUGAAAAGUACUUGGAAGAAGAAAACGAUAUGGAUUGCAAAUCUGAGAGUGUUAGCUCAAGUUGCUAA